Molecule: messenger RNA, 535 nt
Organism: Nestor notabilis (Kea)
Lineage: Eukaryota; Metazoa; Chordata; Aves; Psittaciformes; Psittacidae
Gene: RALB
Product: v-ral simian leukemia viral oncogene homolog B
Exons: 3
Biological process (GO): Ras protein signal transduction
Cellular component (GO): plasma membrane
Molecular function (GO): GDP binding; GTP binding; GTPase activity
Source: RefSeq, a predicted model, not a curated record
GUUGCCUGGCACUUCAUCUGUGGCAAGCAGGACAAUGGCUGCCAGCAAGAGCAAGAACCAGAGUUCCUUGGCCCUCCAUAAAGUAAUUAUGGUUGGCAGUGGAGGCGUGGGCAAAUCUGCACUCACUCUUCAGUUUAUGUAUGAUGAGUUUGUAGAAGACUAUGAACCUACCAAGGCUGACAGCUACAGAAAGAAAGUAGUUCUCGACGGUGAGGAAGUUCAGAUAGACAUUCUGGACACAGCAGGACAGGAGGAUUAUGCUGCUAUCAGAGACAACUAUUUCCGCAGUGGGGAAGGAUUUCUUCUAGUCUUUUCAAUAACAGAGCAUGAGUCUUUCACAGCAACAGCAGAGUUUCGGGAACAGAUCCUGCGUGUGAAGGCUGAAGAGGAUAAAAUCCCUUUACUGGUAGUAGGAAACAAAUCUGACUUGGAAGAGCGCAGACAAGUGCCUGUAGAAGAGGCUAGAAGUAAGGCAGAAGAAUGGGGUGUGCAGUAUGUAGAAACCUCUGCCAAAACUAGAGCGAAUGUAGAUAAG